Messenger RNA from Cynoglossus semilaevis (tongue sole), 3013 nucleotides. RefSeq names its product polyadenylate-binding protein 1. The record is from RefSeq and is a predicted model, not a curated record. The transcript has 15 exons. Lineage: Eukaryota; Metazoa; Chordata; Actinopteri; Pleuronectiformes; Cynoglossidae. Bases 748 to 2646 code for a protein of 632 amino acids. Gene Ontology annotation, molecular function: RNA binding.
UUUGUCAAAAGAAAACUAUGUAUUUCAUGCUGCAGUGGGCAGUCUUUAAAGAUAGUAUCGCGAGAUGUAUGACGUAAGCUUAGGUCACGAAGGCGCUGCAGUUUUCGACUGCAAUCGGGAAACAACCUCCACCGACCUUCCUUUCAUUCCCGUAAUCCGUCUGCGAAGGGUGUGCUCCGGAGCUAGACUCGGCACACAUUUUAUUAUUAUGAAACAAACCAAAAGCUAGAGCGCACACGCAGACAUAUUUUUAUAAGAAAAACAAAAAUCGGUGAAGCAGGAUUUCAUUUGCCAAAAAAAAUAAAUAAAAACAAACAAAGCGAAGAAGACGCUGACAACAAACGCAAAAGACGGGACGAGGAACGGUUGCACGCUGAGCUCCAUUUAUCCUUAUUGUUGGAAGCGUGUGUAACUAGCGUUAGCUAUUUGAAUUGUAACCAUUUAUCCACCCUUUGUUUUUUUAUUUUAUAAUUUCUAUUGUCUUUACUGCCAGACGACUUAGUUUCACAUAAGGUCGGUGGUGCACGCUUAAAAUCUUGGGGAGUAACAGCUACAUCGAUUAGGCCAAGCUCCGACAUUUUGCUAAUCAAGCUAAAUGAGCCCACGUUGCUAACACCAUAGAAUUUUGCGCUAGCGGCAUUUGUUAAGCUACAUUGCGAAGGUAAUAGCCAACGAACACAGGAACCUCUGGCUAUCGAUUAUUUAAAAUCACGAAAUAGUUUUAUCUGAUAUCAAGCGAUAUUAGAAAUGAAUCCUAGCGCGCCUAGUUACCCCAUGGCCUCCCUCUACGUGGGGGAUCUGCAUCCAGAUGUUACUGAAGCCAUGCUCUAUGAAAAAUUCAGCCCAGCUGGACCUAUUCUAUCCAUCAGAGUUUGCAGAGACAUGAUCACACGCCGAUCACUUGGAUAUGCCUACGUCAAUUUCCAACAGCCUGCAGAUGCUGAGCGAGCCCUGGAUACCAUGAACUUCGAUGUGAUCAAAGGCAGACCUCUGCGCAUUAUGUGGUCUCAGCGUGACCCCUCGCUCAGGAAGAGUGGAGUGGGCAACAUCUUCAUUAAGAACCUCGACAAAUCCAUUGAUAACAAGGCUCUUUAUGACACCUUUUCUGCCUUUGGAAACAUCCUUUCCUGUAAGGUGGUUUGUGAUGAAAAUGGCUCAAAAGGUUACGGCUUUGUGCACUUUGAGACCCAUGAGGCUGCUGAGCGAGCCAUUGAGAAAAUGAAUGGCAUGUUACUCAAUGACAGAAAAGUAUUUGUUGGACGCUUCAAAUCCCGUAAAGAGCGGGAGGCUGAGCUUGGUGCUCGUGCAAGAGAGUUUACCAAUGUUUACAUCAAAAACUUUGGGGAAGAUAUGGAUGAUGAAAAACUAAGGGAAUUGUUCAGCAAAUACGGACCUGCGCUCAGCAUCCGGGUAAUGACAGACGAGAGCGGCAAGUCCAAGGGCUUUGGCUUUGUUAGCUUUGAGAGACAUGAAGACGCACAAAAGGCCGUGGAUGAUAUGAAUGGUAAAGAACUGAACGGCAGACAGGUGUAUGUGGGUCGUGCACAGAAGAAAGGGGAGCGUCAAAACGAACUUAAGCGUAAAUUUGAGCAGAUGAAACAAGAUCGCAUGACCAGAUACCAGGGCGUCAACCUGUAUGUGAAAAAUCUGGACGAUGGCCUGGAUGAUGAACGCCUGCGCAAAGAAUUCUCUCCAUUUGGAACCAUAACAAGUGCAAAGGUAAUGAUGGAGGGUGGCCGCAGCAAAGGCUUUGGUUUUGUGUGCUUCUCUUCUCCUGAAGAAGCCACCAAAGCUGUAACUGAGAUGAACGGGCGUAUUGUUGCUACAAAGCCACUGUAUGUAGCAUUGGCCCAGCGCAAGGAGGAACGCCAGGCCCAUCUGACCAAUCAGUACAUGCAGAGGAUGGCUACUGUCCGUGCUGUGCCCAACCCUGUCCUCAACCCCUAUCAGGCUGCCCCACCCUCAGGCUACUUCAUGGCAGCUAUACCUCAGGCUCAGAACCGUGCCGCUUACUACUCUGCCAACCAACUGGCUCAACUCCGCCCAAGCCCUCGCUGGGCUACUCAAGGAGUUCGUCCUCAACACUUCCAGAACAUGCCCAAUGCUGUGCGUCCAUCAGCUCCCAGACCCCAGGCUUUCAACCCAAUCCGUCCCACCACCACCACCAACACCCAGGUGCCGCGCAUGAUGGCUUCUCAGAGAAUGCCCACCCAGGCCCUGAGCCAGCGUCCUGCCAGUGCUUCAGCCACUGCAGCACCAGUGCGCGCCAUGCCCCAGUACAAAUAUGCUGCCGGUGUUCGCAAUCCUCAGCAGCACAUGCCCACACAGCCGCAGGUCACUAUGCAGCAGCCUGCUGUCCAUGUGCAAGGACAGGAGCCAUUGACUGCUUCUAUGUUGGCUGCAGCCCCUCCUCAGGAACAGAAGCAGAUGCUGGGUGAGCGUCUCUUCCCCCUGAUCCAGAACAUGCACCCCAGCCUAGCAGGCAAGAUCACUGGGAUGCUUCUGGAGAUCGACAACUCUGAGCUUCUUCACAUGCUUGAGUCACCGGAGUCACUGCGCUCAAAGGUGGAUGAGGCUGUUGCUGUGCUACAGGCCCACCAGGCCAAGGAAGCUGCUCAGAAGUCCACCACCCCUGCUAAUGUCUAAGAUCAAGCAUUUUGAAACCUGCUUCACCGAUGGAAAAAGAGAAAAAAAAAUUAAACAUUGAAAAAUCUAAAACUCUGAAAACAUUGCAAAAUGAUAAAUUAUUUCUUAAAAAAAGAGAAAACAAUUGACUUUGCCAGGUCUAGGUGUUGGUUUGACUAGACCUUGAUCAUAAAGAAAAAUUUGUGGAAAAAAAUAGCAAAAUAGAGAAAAUUGAAAUUUCAGAAUUUGAAUGCAUUCCUCUGUUUUAUGUCAUUUUACUCUGUCUGUGCUCAGAAUAUCAGCCAUGAUCAGGAUGGUGGUUGCUGAGCCUUCGGAAAGGUGAUUUGUAUCGUAAACUACUGGCAGUAAUAAAUGCUCAUUCAAAUUA